GAUCUGAUCGAAAGGUAAUUUUUUAAUUGAUGCAAAUCAACGCUCUUGAGUGAUUAUCUAGGUUCGGAAGUGUGCACACGUAUUUGCCGCGCACCCGACGCUUCAGUUUUCAAGGAUUACGCGUGUCCAGACCUCCCGUCGUUUAUAAAUUCUCCGCUUGGUCCCCGAAAUCGAAACAUUUAAAAACACAAAAUGACUGAGGCUGAGUACGAUAAGGAGCAAUUGAGAAUUCUUCGCAAUGCAUUCAAAGCCUUCGACCAUGAUGGCGUCGGCACCAUCGAGCACUCCGACGUGUCUGCCAUACUUGAAAUCCUGGGCCAGAAACUGGAGCCGCCGGCAGUGAAGGCGCUCAUCAAGGAGGUCGACAAAGGCAACAGCGGAAAAUUAGAUUUCAGCCAAUUCUGCAAGCUGGCGGCCCGUUUUAUAGAGGUGGAGGAGGAUGUGGCCGCGCUACAGAGCGAGCUGAAGGAGGCGUUCCGUGUCUACGACAAGGAGGGUAAGGGCUACCUAACCGUGGCCACUCUGCGCGGCAUUCUCCACGAACUAGACGACAAAAUCUCAAAUCAGGAUCUGGACCUGAUUAUUGAGGAAAUUGAUGCCGACGGCUCGGGCACAGUUGAUUUUGAUGAGUUCAUGCAAGUGAUGACAGGUUAAGCUUUAACUGAGACUUCCGUAGUACAAAUCAUGGGUAUUGGCCGGCAACUGUGCAAAGUUAACAAAACAUUUUUCUACUCAUCCCAACAGCAGCAACAUCAAUACUUGUUUGUUUGUUAAAAUACGUUAACUUGGCAGAAUAAUUCUAUACCAAUUUGUUUUUCCAACGCAAGCUAUUAUGCAUAAGCAACACAGACUAUAUAACAAAUAAUAAAAAAAUCUAAAACAAG
This is a messenger RNA of Scaptodrosophila lebanonensis, 884 nucleotides long. RefSeq names its product troponin C, isoallergen Bla g 6.0201 (gene TpnC4). Gene Ontology annotation, molecular function: enzyme regulator activity; calcium ion binding. The transcript has 6 exons. NCBI's taxonomy places the organism in Eukaryota, Metazoa, Arthropoda, Insecta, Diptera, Drosophilidae. The record is from RefSeq and is a predicted model, not a curated record. Bases 193 to 654 code for a protein of 153 amino acids.